Molecule: messenger RNA, 3091 nt
Organism: Chelonia mydas (Green sea turtle)
Lineage: Eukaryota; Metazoa; Chordata; Testudines; Cheloniidae
Gene: TRAPPC5
Product: trafficking protein particle complex subunit 5
Exons: 2
Coding region: 213-779 (188 amino acids)
Biological process (GO): endoplasmic reticulum to Golgi vesicle-mediated transport
Cellular component (GO): TRAPPI protein complex; TRAPPII protein complex; TRAPPIII protein complex
Source: RefSeq, a predicted model, not a curated record
CCCCUGCCCCUCCCACAACCAGUCCCGGUUGCUGUGGUGACCAAGCCCUGCCUCCCUGCGGCCUCUUCCAGCGGCCCGCAGGUGCGGCGCGGCCCGUUUGCAGCAGCGGCGGCCGUAAAGCGCGGAGUGCGGCCGGGAACGGCGGCGGCUCAUUGGCUUCCGCUCCCUCUUCCCGCUCCUGGAGAGAGGCGCCCCGCCCCCGCCGCGCGACAAUGGAUUCACGCUUCACUCGUGGGAAAUCUGCCAUCCUGGAGCGGUCUCUGACCCGGCCAAAGACAGAGGUCAGCCUGAGCGCGUUCUCUCUGCUCUUCUCCGAGAUAGUCCAGUACUGUCAGAACCGGGUCUACUCCGUCUCUGAGCUCCAGAACAAGCUCUCUGAGCUGGGCCAGCAAGUGGGAGCUCGCAUCCUGGAUGUGCUGGUCAUGCGGGAGAAAAACGGCAAGCGGGAGACCAAGGUCAUCAACAUUCUCCUCUUCAUCAAGGUGACGGUGUGGAAGGCCUUGUUCGGGAAGGAGGCGGACAAGCUGGAGCAGGCCAACGACGAUGACAAGACCUACUACAUCAUCGAGAAAGAGCCACUGAUCAACACGUACAUCUCGGUGCCCAAGGAGAACAGCACACUCAACUGUGCCUCCUUCACAGCUGGCAUCGUGGAAGCCAUCCUCACCUACAGUGGCUUCCCCGCCAAGGUGACGGCCCACUGGCACAAGGGCACCACCCUCAUGAUCAAAUUUGACGAGUCCGUCAUCGCGCGAGACAAAGCCCUGGACGGCCGCUGAGCGCGCUGCUGGGGGGGCCGGCGUGCUGCUCUCGUACAUGUGCACUGUGUAACUAAAAGGACUGUGCUAGGAUGUCCUCAAAGGGGUGCCGUGGCUGGUCUGGUGCAGGCUGUGUGCAGAUCAGAACGAACCUGCAUGAAGCAGAGGGGGCCUCAGCCCAGUUCCAGUGGAACACAUCUCCCCAUCAUAUUAAUUGCCCCUCCCUUCCGCUCCCCCACCCCCUCUUCAAUUCUUGGCUUCUGCCAAGGAUGCCAACUGGCAGCCAAAGAUGCAUCCACACUGCAGCUGGCAGUUGUCAUGCUCAGCUCGGGUAGGGAUACGCAGGCUAGUUCUGAUUGAGCUAACGCACUAAAAAUACCAGUGUAGCGGUGGUGACACAGGCACGUGGCUGGGGCUAGCCACCCUGUACGUACCUAGAAUCUCAGACAGGCUUGUGCUCAGGCAGCUAGCUCGAGCCGCAGCCCCUGCCAGAACAUGAUCCCGUCUGAGAUCCUAGGUUCAUACUCUGGUGGCUAGCCCUUGCUGCUGCUGCUUUUAGUGUGCCAGCUUGAACAGAGCUAGUGUGUGCAUCUCCACCCGAGUGGGGAUUACACCUCCCUGUUGUCUGUAGACAGACUUAGACUCUGAACUCUGCUCUUGCCUAUGAGAUGAUCUCUCCCGCGUGCAGAGCUGAGAUAUGUUGGUGGGGCAGCAUCAGGAGGCUUUUUCCCAUGUGCCCAACCCCCUGCCCCCAGAGCUGAUGGGAGAGCAGUUGCCCCACAGGAGGUGGGUGUGUGACCUGUUUUUCAAGAUUGGAGAAAACUGAAACUUUCCCCAGCUUAAUAAAAUAAAGUCAAGAAGUACUGGUUCCUGGGCUGCAGCAUCUUUACACCUAGGCUGCUGCUUCUGCUCUGGCCUAUUUCAGCAGUUCUGACUUCUGCUUUCUGACUGCUUGUGUGUGUGGGACUCAGCAUGGUUCUUAGUGGGACAGGCACCACGCCCCAGAACCACUCGCUCAGCCAGCUCCAACGAGCUGCCCUGAUUGGCAGUCCUAGCAAAGCCCAACACUGAACACCCCGCUGCCUUCUAGAGCGGAUCCCUCCAAGGCAGGUUUGAGACACAUUGGUGGGGAGGGACGGGGACAGAGUUUGUGUCAAAGCUUCCCCUUCUGCUGCCCAUGAAGCAGGUUCUGAAUGGGUCAGUUAGUCUGAGGGUUAAAAUGGAGCUUUUUGUGGGGCCCAAAUCCAGCUUUUCCUUUCAGAGCAUAGCACGCUCACGCUUUCAAACCACGGCAUGUAUGCUCAGUGCCCGGUGAGGAUGGAAACACAAAACUAGACAUCUUUACCAUGCCAACAGCCAGGCGGUUCCCAGACGAGAUUUAACACGCUUCUUGCCUGAAAGGUGACCUGCCACAGGGUACAUAUUCUCUGUUGCUGCUGGUUUACAGUGUUUGGGGGAGAUCUGAAUGUGGGAGCAGUGGGGGUUUUCUUCAAAAACUUGAUGCUUUGUUUAACCUUCGAAACAGCUGAGAUGUGAUGUCUGGCAGCCUCUGCUCUUGCUGGAGAAGUUGCUGUCCCUAAACAUUCAGCAGGCAAUGAGUUGUGAUACCUUAUUCCACCCCCACAGUGCAAGCUUAAUGAAAGGGACAUGACUGGCUUGAAAACAAAUCUCACUGAAAACUCUGCAUCUGUAACAGUUGCAAGUAACCCCUAAUAUCACUUUGACGGGAAGUAGUUUGCAAAGAAAAGAGAUUCCUCUUUUCAGCUCCUUUCCUUUGUGCAGCAAUUCCAUGCCGUCAGUUUCACGAUUCCUCUGUUGUCAGUUUCUUCCUUGCUGAAAAGAGCAUUAAAAGCAUCAACAGAAAAGCAAGCUUCCGCUCCCCCUCACACAUCUUUUUUUUUAAAAGGAACUUGAGUUAAAAUGGAAAUUUUCAGAAUGUUGUUAUAUAAAGGGAGGUUCUGUCAAAACCUUGAAUUUCAAAAUCCUCACGUUGACAGUGAGCCCCUUUUAACCAGAGAAUCUGAUGCUUUGGAUCUUUACCAAGCUGAUAAUUUUUUCCUAGUUAACAAACUAAAAUUCAGUUUAGUUAAAUGGCCUUUUUUCAUUUCUCUCUGUCAGGUUGUUACCCUCCCCCAUCCCCAUUUCAGGUUCAUCGCUCAUUCCUUUACAUCCCAUGGUUCACAAAGAAAUGAAUUGUUUUGCAUUCUGUGUGUGCUGGUUUUAUUGAUCACUUUUCUAUUGUACAUGCUCUUUGGGGAAUGAGUGCUGUAUAUAAUCUUGGGAAAGCCUAGCAGGACCUGUCUAACUCUACAAAUAAAAUCUGUUUAUACCCA